Amphibalanus amphitrite is the source of this 577-nucleotide messenger RNA. RefSeq names its product endocuticle structural glycoprotein SgAbd-1-like. The transcript has 2 exons. Bases 76 to 384 code for a protein of 102 amino acids. Gene Ontology annotation, cellular component: chitin-based extracellular matrix. The record is from RefSeq and is a predicted model, not a curated record. Gene Ontology annotation, molecular function: structural constituent of chitin-based larval cuticle. Lineage: Eukaryota; Metazoa; Arthropoda; Thecostraca; Balanomorpha; Balanidae.
GCGGCCGGCACUGGCGGCAUCACUCGACUGCCAGCGUCCGUUCACCGUCCCGGACACGCACCAGCCCCGCUCAUCAUGAAGCUGAUUGUUCUGUUCUGCCUGGUGGCCGUGGCCCUGGCCCAGGACGAGAAGGAUGCCCAGAUCAUCCGUCAGGACUACCAGCUGAACGAGGACGGCAGCUUCCAGGCCGACCUGGAGACCUCCAACCAGAUCGUGGCCACCCGCUCCGGCCAGAGCUUCCCCGGCAACGAGCCCGAGACGGGCAGCUACAAGAUGAGCGGCGAGUACAGCUACACCGCGCCCGACGGCACCCCCAUCCGCGUCACCUGGGAGGCCGACGAGCUCGGCUACCGCGCCCAGUCGGACGUCAUCCCCACCGUCUAACUCCGUCCCACUCAUCACCCCUCCCACACCCUCCCCAUCCGUCCCGUCCCAGCCGGGUACCUUGUGAUAUGUCGUGAUACAUAUGUCGCAUCUUUCCCCCGCAUUAGCCCGGCGCGCCGGCGGCCGUCUCGGCCAGCGCCGGCGCUCAGUCACUGUUGUUCCCGUGCCAAUAUACUACCCGCAUCGUCACUGA